AUGAGCAAGAGUCAGAAAGUCGCGAUUAGCGGCGGGACGGACGUAUACGAACGCACGGACUUUCACGCACUCCCCGCACAUGAAGUAGCGCGACUGCUGGGCACCGACCUGCGGCGGGGACUGACAGCAGAGGAGGCGCGCGCCCGGCUGGAGGUUGUGGGCGACAACACGCUGGGCGAGGAGGAGGGGAUUAACGUGCGCGCGAUAUUGCUGAAACAGAUGUGCAACGCCAUGAUCCUGGUGCUGAUAAUCUCCAUGGUUAUCGCGCUGGCGAUAAAAGAUUGGAUAUCUGGCGGGGUGAUAGCGUUCGUGGUUGCGCUGAACGUGUCGAUUGGGGCGUACCAGGAGUACAAUGCGUGCAAGACGAUGAACUCGCUGAAGGACCUGUCGACGCCGUCGGCGCGCGUGAUACGGAACGGCGAGGACGUGGUGAUGGCGUCGGCGCAGGUGGUGCCGGGCGACAUAGUCCAGGUGCGCGUGGGGGACACGGUGCCGGCGGACCUGCGGUUGGUGGAGGCGCUGAACCUGGAGACGGACGAGGCACUGCUGACGGGCGAGGCGCUACCGGUAGCGAAGGACCCGGCGGCUGUGUUCGAGCAGGACACGCCGGUGGGCGACCGGCUAAACCUGGCGUUUGCGUCGUCGACGGUGUCGAAGGGGCGCGCGACGGGCAUUGUGGUGCGCACGGGGCUGCGCUCGGAGAUCGGGAAGAUAGCGGAGUCGCUGCAGGGCAAGCAGUCGCUGAUAUCACGUGACGAGAACAAGUCCGGGUUGCAGAACACGGUGCUGACGGUCAAGGCGUCGGUGGGCUCGUUUCUGGGCACGAACGUGGGGACGCCGCUGCACCGAAAGCUGGCGAAGCUGGCGCUGAUCCUGUUUGCGAUCGCGGUGCUGUUUGCGUUGAUUGUGAUGGCAACUCAGAAGUUCAUUGUGAACCGGGAGGUGGCAAUCUACGCCAUUUGCGUGGCGCUGUCCAUGAUCCCGUCCUCGCUGGUGGUGGUGCUGACGAUUACGAUGUCGGCUGGUGCGAAGGUGAUGUCUACUCGGAAUGUGAUUGUGCGGCGACUGGAUUCGCUGGAGGCGCUAGGCGCGGUCAACGAUAUUUGCUCCGACAAAACCGGGACGCUGACUCAGGGCAAGAUGAUUCUGAAGCAGUUGUGGGUGCCAGAGUUUGGGACUGUUGUAGUAAACCGCUCGAACGUUCCGUUUGACCCGACCGUGGGUGACGUCAGCCUCAUUCCGCGCUUCUCUCCCUGGGAGUACCAGCAUGACGAGGAGGAGGACGUUGGAAUCAUCGCAAACUUCAAGCAACGUUGGCAAUCGAACAGUCUUCCUAAAGGCCUCAACCCCCGCAAGUUUGAGUCGUGGCUGCAUACCGCCACGCUGGCGAACAUUGCUACCGUCUUUAAGGAUAGCGACUCGAAGGAAUGGCGUGCUCACGGAGACCCCACGGAAAUCGCAAUUCAGGUCUUUGCUACACGUAUGGAUCAUCCACACCAUGCGCUGACCACUGAGCAAGAUGAAGAAGACUCUGACAGUUCCCAACAGAACGAUGCGGCGCGGAUAUACGAGCAUGCGGCUGAGUUUCCAUUUGAUUCGUCCAUUAAACGAAUGUCUGCGGUCUAUAUCAACUUAAGGGACAAAAACACGCGCCAUGUAUUCACCAAGGGCGCAUUUGAAAGAGUUCUCAAAUGCUGCACGAGAUGGAAGCUAGAUCCAGGGACUGGGGUUACACAUCCACUCACUGAGGAUGAUCUAGAGAUAAUUCAGAAGAAUGUCGAUACAUUGUCGAAUGAAGGAUUGCGUGUGCUUGCUUUUGCCACAAAGACGAUCCCAGCAGAGGAAGCCGAGUCUCUUGGUGAACGUCUCACGAAGGAUCGUGACUUUGUUGAAAGUGAUUUGAUAUUCCAGGGCCUGGUCGGUAUUUAUGACCCUCCACGCGUAGAAACAGCAGGCGCUGUUAAAAAAUGCCACAGAGCUGGUAUUAAUGUACACAUGCUAACAGGUGACUUCCCCGGCACUGCGAAGGCUAUUGCACAGGAAGUCGGGAUUUUGCCUCACAAUCUCUACCACUAUCCGAAAGAAGUGGUGGAUAUAAUGGUUAUGACAGCCACACAAUUUGACAGUUUGACAGACGAAGAGCUUGAUCAAUUACCGGUAUUACCGCUUGUGAUUGCGCGCUGUGCUCCUCAGACCAAGGUGCGCAUGAUCGAUGCUUUGCAUCGGCGGGAAAAGUUCUGUGCCAUGACUGGAGAUGGAGUUAACGAUUCGCCUUCCUUGAAAAAGGCCAAUGUAGGAAUCGCGAUGGGUAUCAAUGGUUCCGACGUUGCAAAAGACGCCUCAGACAUUGUGUUGAGCGAUGACAACUUUGCCUCCAUCCUCAAUGCGGUAGAGGAGGGGCGGAGAAUGAGCGAUAACAUCCAGAAGUUUGUGUUGCAAUUAUUGGCUGCCAAUGUGGCCCAGGCUAUCUACCUGAUGCUUGGAUUGACCUUCUUGGAUGAAGACAAGCUAUCCGUGUUCCCCCUUUCGCCCGUUGAAGUGUUGUGGAUUAUUGUUGUGACAUCCUGUUUACCUGCAAUGGGAUUGGGGUUGGAAAAGGCAGCUCCAGAUAUUAUGGAGAAGCCUCCUAAUGAUUCCAAGGCGGGCAUCUUUACUUGGGAAGUAAUCGUGGACAUGAUAGUGUAUGGCCUUGUGAUGGCUGUCUGCUGUCUGGGCUGCUUUGUCUCCAUCAUUUACAAAGACGGCCACGGCAACUUGGGCACCAACUGUAACGUUGAAUACAGCGAUAGCUGCAAGUCUGUUUUCUCAGGCCGUGCCGCAACGUUUGCCACGAUGACGUGGUGUGCAUUGAUCUUAGCGUGGGAGGUUAUCGACAUGCGGAGGUCCUUCUUCGCGAUGAAGCCAGAAACCGAUACCCCCUACACACAGGUGUUCAAGGACAUCUGGUCCAACCAAUUCCUGUUUUGGUCCGUCAUAUUCGGCUUUACAUCUGUUUUCCCCGUGGUAUACAUUCCAGUCAUAAACACAAAGGUGUUCCUUCACAUCGGCAUCGGAUAUGAAUGGGGCAUUGCUUUUGCAUUCAGUCUUGUAUUUUGGUUGGUUGCAGAAUUCUGGAAGUUUGCCAAGAGACGUUACUACAGGAACAAAGAUCGCGCCAUCAACCCAGAGAGCGAUCUCGAAAACCGCAGACUGCAUGAUCCAUUCGAAAAAUACAGCUCUACCUUAUCCAGAGCCACUACCAACAUCGGAACAUUCCGUGUCACGGCCAACUCCGAGAAGGAUAUAACAUAA
Messenger RNA from Eremothecium gossypii ATCC 10895, 3291 nucleotides. RefSeq names its product AGL097Cp. The transcript has a single exon. Gene Ontology annotation, molecular function: P-type calcium transporter activity; ATP hydrolysis activity; ATP binding. Gene Ontology annotation, cellular component: plasma membrane. The coding region runs from base 1 to 3291 and encodes 1096 amino acids. The record is from RefSeq and is marked provisional. Lineage: Eukaryota; Fungi; Ascomycota; Saccharomycetes; Saccharomycetales; Saccharomycetaceae. Gene Ontology annotation, biological process: intracellular calcium ion homeostasis; calcium ion transmembrane transport.